UAUUUCUAUCAGUCUUUUACAUCCUUAGUUAAUAUUUUUUGAAAAAAAUACAACAGUAUUAAGAUGAAACAUAACUAUGGAUGCAAGUGAAGCAAAGUCAUCAGUUGAAACCACUGAAGAAAGAAAACAAUCUACUGCAGAAUUCAUAGCAGAUGUGAAAGAGCGAACUGCAUUAAAAGAGGAGUUGGCUGAGACUACAAAAGAACUUAACAAAGCAAAAGGCCAGAACUAUGACUUGUUAAAGAAGUUGGAAAAGUUAGAGAAGGAGAAUGCUACAUUAAAAAAAGAAGUUGAGCAUUCGCACAAAGGAAAACGGAAGAAACCUGUCAAAAGAAAAAUACCACGAUCUAAGAAGCACAAUACGCCAAAAAUUGACGAAAAUGAAGCAUUUGAAAGCACGGAGAAUUUAUAUGAGGUAAUAGCUGAGUUGUACCCAGACCUCCCAUUGUCAAUGGUUUUACAUGCAGAGAAGAAAUUUACGGAGGCCGAUGCGAAUAACGAUGGGACCGUGGAUGAGCAAGAAUUAGAAAAGAUGUUAGAUUCCACAUCCUUGAUGUUUACAAAAAGUGAAGUAAAGGAUAUUUUGACCACGAUUGAUGUUGAUGGUACUGGUUCGUUAGAUUUUUUGGAAUGUUUAAAGGUUUGUAAUGCGCUUCAAAACAAUCGCAAGACUGGACUACCAUCUUCAAUACAACAAAACAAAAGCUCGGUUUGUAGUGUGCAAUAACUUUUGUAAGAGGGGUAGUGUUUUAAUCUUAUGAUAAGAUUAAAACACUACCCUUUUUUAGUCUUCCGUUUUUUGGGAAGUUGCAACACAUGAUGACAUUUUCGUUUUAAAUUUGGUUAGGGUUAAAAUGAAAAACUCACGGACCCCGACCCUAUUUUAGUUCCCCCCCCCCCUCAUUUGCGACUCCAAAAUUUGUCUGUUCCAACUUGCUUGAAAGAAAUAGGCAUUUUUAAUUACAUUUUUCAUUGGAUUUGUAUGCGUUAUAGAAUAUUUAGAUUUUAUAUAAUAUAUUUUGAACAGAGUGUAAUAUUUUUGUAAAUUUUUGCAUUGACAUUUUUUAAAAUUAAUAUAUUUUUGUACGAGUUUUUUUUAUAGAACUGUAAGAAAUGUUUUUAACUAAUAUAUUAACUUUUGAGGAAAAAAAAUACUCCAAGACCAUGUCA
Hydractinia symbiolongicarpus is the source of this 1170-nucleotide messenger RNA. RefSeq lists its product as uncharacterized. The coding region runs from base 77 to 727 and encodes 216 amino acids. Gene Ontology annotation, molecular function: calcium ion binding. The transcript has 6 exons. NCBI's taxonomy places the organism in Eukaryota, Metazoa, Cnidaria, Hydrozoa, Anthoathecata, Hydractiniidae. The record is from RefSeq and is a predicted model, not a curated record.